Molecule: messenger RNA, 1383 nt
Organism: Elephantulus edwardii (Cape elephant shrew)
Lineage: Eukaryota; Metazoa; Chordata; Mammalia; Macroscelidea; Macroscelididae
Gene: KRT7
Product: keratin 7
Exons: 9
Coding region: 1-1383 (460 amino acids)
Biological process (GO): intermediate filament organization; keratinization
Cellular component (GO): keratin filament
Molecular function (GO): structural constituent of skin epidermis
Source: RefSeq, a predicted model, not a curated record
AUGUCCACGCACUUCAGGUCCCAGGUCUUCAGCUCGCGCUCGGCCACCCACCCCGGCCGCAGCGCCUCUGUGCGCCUGAGCGCGGGCCGCUCCGGGGGCCUCCGCAGCAGCGGCUUCUACGGCCUGGGCGCCUCGCGACCCCGUGGGCCUAUGUCCCCCCCCUACCAGGCCCCGCUGAUGGCUGGCAUCCGCGAAAUCACCAUCAACCAGAGCCUGCUGACCCCGCUGAAGGUGGACAUCGACCCCUCCCUUCAGCAGGUGCGCCAGGAGGAACGGGAACAGAUCAAGACCCUCAACAACAAGUUUGUAUCCUUCAUUGACAAGGUGCGGUUUCUGGAGCAGCAAAACAAGCUGCUGGAGACCAAGUGGGCGCUGCUGCAGGAGCAGAAGACAGGCAAGAGCAGCCGCCUCCCAGGCAUUUUCGAGGCCCAGAUAACGGCUUUCCAGAGGCAGCUUGAGGUGCUGCGGGCAGAUAAGGAUCGCCUGGAGGUGGAGCUGAAGAACACACAGGAUGCUGUGGAAGACUUCAAGAAUAAGUAUGAAGAUGAAAUCAAUCAUCGCAUGAGUGCUGAGAACGAGUUUGUGGUGCUGAAAAAGGAUGUGGAUGCUGCCUACAUGAACAAAGUGGAGAUGGAGGCCAAGGUGCAUUCCCUUAAUGAUGAGAUCAAUUUCCUGAAGAACCUCUAUGACAUGGAGCUGGCAGAGCUGCAGGCCCAGAUCUCAGACACGUCUGUGGUGCUGUCAAUGGACAACAGCCGCACCCUGGACCUAGAUGGCAUCAUUGCUGAGGUCAAGGCCCAGUAUGAAGAGAUGGCCAAGCGUGGCCGGGCAGAGGCUGAGACUCAGUACCAGAUUAAGCUGGAAACCCUCCAGGCCCAGGCUGGGAAGCAUGGAGACGACCUCCGUAACACCCGGAACGAGAUUGUGGAGAUGAACCGGGCCAUCCAGAGGCUGCAGGCUGAGUCUGACAACGUCAAGAACCAGUGCGCCAAGUUGGAGGCUGCCAUUGCGGAGGCUGAGGAAAAAGGGGAGCUGGCGCUCAAGGAUGCGCGCACCAAGCAGGAGGAGGUGGAGGCUGCCCUGCAGCGCGCCAGGCAGGACAUGGCCCGGCAGCUGCGCGAGUACCAGGAGCUGAUGAACGUCAAGAUAUCCCUGGACAUCGAGAUCGCCACCUACCGCAAGCUGUUGGAGGGCGAGGAGAACCGGUUGACCGGUGAUGGAGUGAACAUCGUCUCGGUGUUGAAUUCCAUUGGUGCUGGUGGCAAUGAGCUGACCUUCGGGGGAACCAUGGGCAGCAAUGCCCUGAGCUUCUCCAGCAGUGGGAAGCCUGGGACCCUGAAGGCCUAUUCCCUCAAGACUACUCAUAGGAGUGUCCGCAGCUAA